CGAGCGAGCGAGAGAGGGAUAUUUUGCUGUGGUCUGAGCAACAAUCUGCACCUAGUCGUACAUUUGUAAACAUGCCGGCUGCGGCUAAGGAAAAAUGCGUGGAUCGCCUCCGAGGUCCACGAUCGCGGAUGUGUUGGUAUGUAGAAUACCUCAACACCCAACAAGGAUGCUGAACGAGCCGCUGAAAGGUCCCCACGCGGACAGGUGUGUUACCUGUAGCUCAUACAGGGAAGGGGCCGGGUUUGAAGCUUCGGGAUUUGGUUCUUCCGGAAAGAAUACCCAGACCGGUUUGUCAGAAUUCUUGGUGACUGUUUCCCGUUCGCUGAAAGAAUACCUGUCAUUAAAACGGAGGCUUUAACACUCACCGCGGGGAUGACAGAAGAAUACUCUUUGGUUUCGGUCGCAAAUAAGCAGUUUAGCAGUGAACCCCAUUCUUAUGCGGUGUUUCGUACCGCGUGAACUUUUGUCAAUUUGAAGACGAUUCAGCACUACCUAUUGCUAUUGUUACCGCUCCGGAGUGGUUAUCUUGAAUGUGAAUUCCACGUAACUGCUUGUCUUCCUGGAUUUUCGCUUCUAUACGACGGUGCGACAUUCAGAAGGACAGUACACCCGACACAAUGGCUGGGAACAGGCUUAGCACGGACGACCAUCACCCCGAAAACGGCUAUGUUUCCAGUGAGGCAGCUUCGCCGGCGGUACUUCGGGAUUUUGACGGUUCUGUCCUGCCUUUCCUAGGAGGACUGGGGAAAUUUCAAAAACAACUGAUCCUACUGACCUGGAUCCCCGCCCUUUUCAUUUGCUUUAGCCAGUUUUCGGAUAAUUUUUUAUUAGCACAACCUGAUUAUGUUUGUAAAUAUAAUACGCCGAUCAAGAACAAUGUGACUGAAAGCGCAGUUUCACCGCCGAUCGCUACUGACGGCGUUAGCACCACGUUGUACUUUGAAGGCAACCAAAGCGAAGAUGAACUGAACAACCCGUGCAGCUGUACGGAGUGGAACUAUACGCUGCAUACGGGACUGGUGCAAAACGUGGUCACUAAGUUUAACCUGGUAUGUGAUUCCAACUGGAAAGUCCACAUUGCUAAGUUUUCACUUCUGGUGGGUUCUAUCUUUGGAUAUUUGGUCAUGGGAGUUUUGGCUGAUUGGUUUGGACGACAGCCUAUUCUUAUCAUCUCAGUCAUUUUUAUACUCGUCUUUGGGCUGACGGUGGGACUUUCUGUGGACGUGACUAUGUUUAGCACACUAAGAUUCUUUGAAGGGUUUUGCCUGGCAGGGGUGGUGCUGUCCUUGUAUAUAACAAGGAUUGAAAUUUGUCCCCCUAGCAACCGUUUCAUGGUAACAAUGGUGGCUAGCUUUAUUUCUCUAGGAGGGCAGCUGCUGAUGCCAGGUCUAGCAGCUAUCUGCCGAGACUGGCAGAUUCUACAAGCAGUGAUCAUCUGCCCUUUUAUCCUCAUGAUAUCCUUCUUAUGUAUUUUUCCAGAAUCAUUGAGAUGGCUUCUGGCUACCCAAGACUAUGAAAAGGCAAAAAGUUUAGUUCAUCGGAUUAUCCACAGCAACAGAAUAGACCUAGAAAGCGAUGAAAAAGGAGUCCUUUCUGAACUGGAAAAGGAUCUGCCUAAGAAACCCAAGAAGACCUGCAUUGCUAGAGUGGUGGGAACAAGAAAUUUAUGGAAGAACAUAUUAGUCCUUUGUGUAAAUUCGCUGACUGGCUUUGGAAUCCACCACUGUUUUGCAAGAAGUAUGAUGGGCCACGAAGGACAGACUCCCACAUUGUUCCAAAAUUUCUACGCUUUUUAUUACAUCACAGCAGGCAUUGCCGUGGCUUCCUGUCUUGCCAUGUGUCCAGCUGUUGGAUUCCUUGGCCGCAGAGGAGGUCUGCUGAUGUUCACAAUCCUGACAGCCCUUGCAUCCUUAUUGCAGCUGGGCCUGCUUAACUUGGUUGGAAAAUACAACCUAUUCCAGGAUACAGACGUUAAGGAAACAAUGAACAAAAAGUUCUCCAUUGCUUUUUCCAUCAUAGGGAUGUUUUCAUCACAUGCUGUAGGAAAUCUAAGCAUUUUUUUCUGCGCAGAAAUUGCCCCAACAGUCAUCAGGGGAGGAGGACUCGGCCUGGUUCUAGCCAGUGCAGGCUUUGGCAUGAUCACGGCCCCCAUUAUGGACCUUCACAAUCAAAAAGGGUACUUUUUACACCACGUGAUUUUUGCCUGCUGCACCCUCAUCUGUAUCAUCUGCAUUUUGCUGCUGCCAGAGAGUAGACAUCAGAAUCUCCCAGAAACCAUUGCUGAUGGAGAGGGUUACAUGAGGCAGCCGUUACUGCCUCCAAAGAAAGGGGGGGAGCAGCCCCUCUUACUAACAAACGCCGAGCUAAAGGAUUACUCGGGAAUCCAUGAGACUCCGGUUCAUCAAGCAGCCUGCUUGGACAACAAUACGGCAAACGGUGUUAAAUCAUCAUGAUGAGGAGCAGCCAUGGAUUACGAAAAAGAGAAGAGGAUUCAUUUGCACGGGUCCAAGUACCAUCAUGAAACACAAACAUGCUUUGGAUUUGUCCAAGGGUAGCUGCUAUAGAGAAUCACCUGUUUUACCUGUGAGACUCCCUGGAACUUCUUCACUUGGACAUACAAUAAAAAGGAACAGGGUCUAGAGACAAUAAAUGGGAUUUUUAAGAAUUUCUCUCAGUUGUUAACUUUUUUUUUUUUUUUUUGGAGUUAUGUCUGUCCCAGAUGUCUCUAUUUAAUGUAUUGUGUGGAGCUGUGCAAUAAAGGUGGAAACUGUUUUAGCCCUGGCCUACUUGCUACAUGCACAAGCGUGCUAAUUAUUUUUCGAUUUGGUACCUGGAUGCUGACAAAUCAAGCAUUCCUCUUAAGUAAGUGAUGGGGCACAUUGUUGGUGCUGUUGGAUGGAGCCAUUAGAUGAGAAACCACACAAUGCAUUAAAUGCAUCUUCAACUUGGCAGACAGGCUUAACCUUGGGGUUGAGGCUUUAAACACAAGAGCAGGUUGAGUUUUGGUACACUUUUCGAAAAAGGUAAAUGGAACAGUUUGCAACCACUCCAGCAAGUUUGAUUCAAGAGUAAUGAUGGACUUUGUUUUCUAAUAUUGAGUAAAGACAUUGAAGCUUCUGGUUGCGUGCCAGCUAAGCUGAACCGUACUAUGUAAUGUCCUUCUAGUUUACGUAUGUGCGAUUAGCUUUUUAAGUAAUUUAUUUCAGAAACGCUGUUCUACAGGAAUGUAAAGAAGAUAAAUUGUGUACUGUAUUCAAUUAAUGUUAUUUUUUUCUCCCAAGUUGUAAACCUAAAGCCACUUUGGACUCAUUUCCAAGGCUUUCCCCCCACCUUCUGUUAGCAUCAAGGGCAGACUGCUGCAUCGUAUUCAUUGGAGGACACAGAAGACAUGUAGCUGGCACAUGUGACCAGUUUGGAACAGGAAAGACUCCACCAAAUAAAACUGCGUGACAAGGCCUUCUGCUCUAAGAGGACAGUAAGAAAGACUUAAUGAUGGUGCGUAACCCCUUUUUCAUCACAAAGCACAAUUUUUUGCUGGUGCUAAAAAAGUCAGCUUUAAUUUUUAAACAUACAAUUGACAUACUACCAUGCAAGUUAGCCAGAGUGAUUGUGAUCUUCAAAAUGAAAAAUCCUCUUGGUAAGAAGUGCCCAAAGGGUGACCGCUGUCUCUCUGUUUGUAAUGGAAGAGACAUCACAGGGGGAUUGUAAAAAUAUGGUGAAGGAUUUUAUGUAGGGUAUGUGUGUGAUGAAUGAAUGACUGUGCAGUCUUAAUUACUAGUACUUAAUUAUUUUUGACUUCUACUAAAGCAUUUGUAUAUAAGCCAUAAAUGUUCAAAUAAACAAGUUUAUUUAUUGA
Molecule: messenger RNA, 3856 nt
Organism: Erpetoichthys calabaricus (reedfish)
Lineage: Eukaryota; Metazoa; Chordata; Cladistia; Polypteriformes; Polypteridae
Gene: slc22a23b
Product: solute carrier family 22 member 23
Exons: 10
Coding region: 618-2453 (611 amino acids)
Biological process (GO): transmembrane transport
Cellular component (GO): membrane
Molecular function (GO): transmembrane transporter activity
Source: RefSeq, a predicted model, not a curated record